Pseudomyrmex gracilis is the source of this 962-nucleotide messenger RNA. It is a transcript of the gene TfIIFbeta, whose product is annotated as general transcription factor IIF subunit 2. Gene Ontology annotation, biological process: transcription by RNA polymerase II; transcription initiation at RNA polymerase II promoter. The coding region runs from base 140 to 763 and encodes 207 amino acids. NCBI's taxonomy places the organism in Eukaryota, Metazoa, Arthropoda, Insecta, Hymenoptera, Formicidae. The transcript is spliced from 5 exons. Gene Ontology annotation, cellular component: transcription factor TFIIF complex. The record is from RefSeq and is a predicted model, not a curated record.
GCGCGGUUGCAUUUCAACUAUAAUGAAAUUAUUUCUUUUGUGCGGCAGUCUGAUGUAUAAUAGCUACUCAGUAGUUUUUGUUUUAAUGUAAAAUAUAUGAAUUGUAAAUAGCUAUAAAGCUCGCGCGUGCGCGUAGAAUAUGUCUAUCUGCAGUUUGUAUAUAGCUUGCACGCGUAAGAUAUGUUUGUCUGUACGCUUUCGAUGCAGCCACGCCAAGUUUUCUUGCAUUAAAUAUUUUUUAUAUUUUGAAAAAAGUUUUUCUUAUGUUACAUCUCUGUGUUCUAGUAAUAAAUAUAAUCUUAUCAAAGUACAUAGCCUUAAAUAUCUCGACAUAGCGGAUAAUUGUUAUAUGAAGUUAAAAUUGGAAAGUAUCAAAAGAGCUUCUGUGCCACAAAGACAAGUUCAACAGUUAGAUAGAGUUGUGCAAAAUUUCAAGCCUGUAUCAGAUCACAAACAUAAUAUUGAAUAUGCUGAAAAGAAGAAAGCAGAAGGAAAAAAGAUGAGAGAUGAUAAGGAUGCUGUACUAGAUAUGCUUUUUGUUGCAUUUGAGAAACAUCAGUAUUAUAAUAUAAGGGACCUUGUUAAGAUCACAAGACAACCUAUUGUCUAUUUGAAAGAAAUCCUUAAUGAAGUUUGCAAUUAUAAUUUAAAAAAUCCGCAUAGAAACAUGUGGGAAUUGAAACCAGAAUAUCGACAUUAUAAAGACGAGGAAAAAUCUGGAGAGAACAUUUCAAAGAAAGGCAAUGAAUCAGAAGAUGAUUGACUAUUUUCUUAUAUGUGUAUAUACAUACAUACAUACAUACAUACAUACAUACAUACAUACAUACAUACAUACAUAUAUAUAUAUAUAUUUACACAAUUUUAUUUAUCAAUACAAAUGUAUUUACUAUUUCUCACUAUACUAACAUAAAUAAAGCCAACAGAUAGUGUGUGUGUAAUAUAUACUACAAUUAAAAAAUAUA